AAAGUGAGAGAGAUGCCUCUUAUAAAGCCAAGUCCUGUCUCUUUGGGAAGAAUUUGCGAGCAGUGAGACUGGACUUUGGGUCAGAAACAGGAGCCAGAUGAGCCAGUGACCGCCUCCAUAAUUCUCCUCAGUGUUGUAUCAGUGUUGUCGGACGCAGGCUCCUGAAUUUACUCUUCCUGAAGAGUUACAGUCCCAGUUGUGUUGUGUGAGCAUGCGUAUGACAACAAAGCAGACAUGUGGACCAAAGGCUGAGGCUCCGGGCUGCUAACUCCUCUCUGCACCUGCAACCCUCACUGUAAAGAUGACAUCUGCCACACCCCCUUCCUCUCGUAGCUCCUCGCCUCAGAAGGUGUGCCACUCCCAAACGCAGACAGACGUUUUAAAACCCUUACUGGGUGGUGGCGCAUCUGGUGGUGGCGGGACUCUGAGGAAGAGGAGGCGGGUCCUGUCCAAAGAUGGGCGUAGCAACGUGCGCAUCGAGCAUGUCAGCGGGCGAAGUGCUCUGUACAUGCGUGACCUCUGGACAACUUUUCUGGACAUGCAGUGGCGCUACAAGUUCUUCCUGUUCACGGCAACGUUUGCGGGGACCUGGUUUCUAUUUGGGGUACUGUGGUAUCUGAUGGCCCUGGUGCACGGAGAUCUACUUGAGUUCGACCCUCCAUCAAACCACACGCCCUGUGUGAUGCAGAUGCAGACCCUGACGGGGGCUUUCCUCUUCUCCCUGGAGACCCAGACAACCAUUGGUUAUGGUUUCCGCUGCAUCACUGAGGAAUGCCCAGCUGCCAUCAUCCUCCUCAUCGUCCAGCUCGUCAUCACAAUGCUGAUGGAGAUCUUCAUCACUGGUACCUUCCUGGCCAAGGUUGCUCGGCCAAAGAAGCGAGGUGAGACGGUGAAGUUUAGCCAGCACGCUGUGGUGUCGACCCACGAAGGCCGACCCUGCCUGAUGAUCAGGGUGGCCAACAUGCGCAAGAGUCUUCUAAUUGGGUGUCAGGUGACAGGAAAACUGCUCCAGACAUCUCUCACUAAAGAAGGGGAGACGGUUCGUCUGGACCAGAGGAACGUUCCCUUCCAAGUGGACAUGUCCAGCGACAGCCCCUUCCUCAUCCUGCCCCUCACCUUCUACCACCUCAUCGACGACAGCAGCCCCCUGCGAGCCUGGGCAGCCAAGGGUGGGGGCUGGACAGAUCCAGAGUUGGCAGACUUCGAGCUGCUGGUCAUCAUGAGCGCUACAGUUGAGCCGACCUCUGCCACAUGCCAGGUCCGCACCUCCUACCUGCCGGAUGAGAUUCUCUGGGGCUAUGAAUUUCCCCCUGUAGUCUCCCUUUCCCCAUCAGGCAAAUAUGUAGCAGACUUUGCCUUCUUCGACAAAGUAGCCAAGACUAAGACCACGCCCAUCUUCAAACCAUCCAGCCCCCAGCAUGAGUACCAGAGCAACGGGGGUGGGACUGUGCCAGAGGUGUCCGAUCCGGAGAAGAUCCGUCUGGAGCAGAGCUACAGGGAGAGAGGGGAGGAGCGUGGCCGGGUCAGAGACACUCCUCUCAGUGUUCGCAUCAGCAAUGUGUGAACCGAAAAAAUGGUUGAGGAGGGAAUGUUUCACAGAGAGAAACAUGCAGCAGACUGCCAAGUUAAAUGUUGAUUGCAACAUCAUAUCAAAACAGCCCGAGAGACUUUUCUUUUUUAGACUGUUUUGGACUUCUGGAAGAUACCUAGGUCCUAGUAGCACCAAAUGAUGAAGAAUGGAAAUAGGUAAGACUAUGGACUUCUGUCUGGUGAAGUCUGUCAUACGUUUGCUGAGAUAAGACAUGUUUAACUGUAUUCAUAUGAUGGCAUAACACAUUGCAUAACUGCAACUACUAUUUACAUUUGAGUGUGGUGAGUGCACAUGCACCUCACAUAUACUGUAUACACUUUUAUAACUAAGAAAAUAACAGGCUGGAUUAUUUAUUUGCACAGAAAGAAACAGAUAGUUCUCACUCAAAAAACGGCCUUAUAGGCCUGUGCGAGCAGCUUAUUAUGACCCAUAUUUCUGAUUGCCUCUAGAGGCUUUUUUACUAUGCAAGAUGAUUCAGUAUAAAAAGGGACAAAAUCAGCACAGGGAAGUGGCCAGGGGAGGAAGCCGCUGCUUGUGCCCUGUGUGAGCUCAAAAGUCAAUGAUUAAUUAUUUUAACUUAUUAACGUGGCACAUGAUCACACCAUGAUUGGUAUGGACUAUAUGAUCACAUCAUGUGCUACAUCACGUAUGUAACAUCACCAGGUAACUUUUCCUAAUCCUAACCAAGUAGUUUUGUUGCCUAAACCUAAUCAUAAAACAACAACAGCCGUUCAAAAAUGACAUCAUAUUAAAAAUACAACAUACGCAAUCUGAUAUACAAAAAUUCACAGUAAAAUAGGAAAACAGCUAUUGCCUCCAUCACCACAUUCUUAAUUAUUCCCUUAAAUUCAUCAAUGGGUAUGACUGUAGAUUAUUUAGAAGAUUAUUCUGCAUAGAAGGAAAAUGCAUUUCCCCCCAGAUCUGUCAAAUCCUGUGGUACAUUCACAAAAGCAGCCACUUGGAGGAGCAUAGCUGGUAACUACAAGAGCUUAGACAAAAAAAAGUGUAUAGCGGUAAGCUAGAAGUUUACCGAGUAUUACUUUAUAGAUAAAAACGAACCAAUGCUGUUGUCUUCAAUUGGCCGAUGAUGUCCAACCCGCUUGCACAAGGACACCCUUUCAAUGAGAUCACAUCAGUUAAACAUCAACUGUAAGACUUUUGAGAAGGCCAUAAACUUUUGAGCAUUUAAAAGCAUUUUUAAACUCAGCAGGGCAGAUUGUAAUGACUGAAAUGCAGUUUGGAGCUCUACCAGCGCUUCCUAUGGAGGGAGCAUGCAUAUAAAUGACAGUGUCAUCAGCAUAGAGGUGUAUUUUUGCUUGAAUGUCCAAACCCAAGUCAUCUAUAUAAGUAGUGAACAACAUAGGUCCCAAAACAGAAUCCUGAUCUUGUGGCCCUUUGUCCAUGCAGAGAUCGUACAAUGAAGUUGUAGAGAUUGUCCUGAGACGAUAGAGAACGUACGGUUACAUUGUAUCCAUACGUUCUCUAUCGUCUCCACCGCAUUACAUAUUUCAUAUGUAAGGGGUAGCUCGAGAGAUAGUCUCAAGACAAUAGAGAACCACAAAUCUGAUUUUCUUGAGAUAACUAAAGAUAUCCCCCAGGGUUUUAUUUUGGAUGUUUUUGGGUACCCCUUCUUGGGUAAGGAAAUUCAAGCAAAAAUACACCUUAAUGCUGAUGACACUGUUGUUUAGGUAUGAGGACAUGUGGGGAACAUAAAAACAAAGAUACUAAACUAAGCAAGAAGUGAAGGUGGCAGAAAACCCAGUUUUUUAUUUGUGUCCUCCCCCUGCUUAGUUAAAUUAAGUUCAGGAUGUGUGGUUACUUGGGCAGGAAACACUCAGAUAUGGGAGAACUUGUCAACUUCCUCUUAAAUACAUGUUGUUAACACCCACAGACAGUUUUAAGUGUAUGUUCCACAUUCAACUUCAUAUAACUUUGUAUUUCAGCUCAGUUUCUUUUAUUACUGUAAAAACACCAAUAAGUAAUGCUCUGCCAGUUCUUAUAGAAAAGAAACCCACCCACACCCCCUUAACAACACUCCUGUGAUAUCUUUACACUUCCUGUUGUAGAAGUAUUAAAGACUCAGAGAAGACAUUUAUGUGUAUUGUAUAUAUCAAUGCACUGUAAUAUGCUAGUUAAAGCACUGUCUGGUAAACUUAUGUAGCACUACAACUGGAAUGUAGACAAACUUCAGAUUGAACAUAUUGUGUUCGAGGUGCUCUGUAUACUGUAUCUCUUGAUGGCAUGUGGGCAUUUUAAUGUACUGUAUGAUUGUUUGUUGUUGCUGUUUCAAAACAGAAAGUUAGCACUUUAUGCACCAUAGAAAGAUUAUCAUGGGAAUUUAUGUUUUUAAUAACACUAAAAGCACUUACCCAUUAAAUAUAAAAAAAUAAACAUUGUAAAAAAAAUAAUUAAAUGCUGCUGCACAUAUAUGGAUAUAAAUACCCAUCAGGUUAUUGUGGGUUGCCAAUGUUACUGUAAAAAUGUGAUUUGAAGUUACUAACAUUACUAACUAACAUUUUGUCAAAGCCCUUUUUAUUUUUCAGUGUAGAUGACACGAGGACCAGCUGAGGUGAGUGCUGAGGAUGUGAAAGAGCUGUUGGAAGUCUCUAAUAAUGAUAUUCUGAUGGAAAUGUGUGAAAUGAUGAGUCAGGGAUGAGUAUGAUUGAUAUGAAUCUGUUGGAAUUUGCAUAUGUAACAUUUUAACUAACAUCAAGCUCUUGAAUGUCUAUAGUGUUUAAAGUGCAGAUGGAGAGACUGAAUGAGACAGUUCUCUCUAAAUGGUUUAAUAAAGCUGAUUAUAAGUUAUUAAA
Molecule: messenger RNA, 4401 nt
Organism: Centropristis striata (black sea bass)
Lineage: Eukaryota; Metazoa; Chordata; Actinopteri; Perciformes; Serranidae
Product: ATP-sensitive inward rectifier potassium channel 10-like
Exons: 6
Coding region: 302-1564 (420 amino acids)
Biological process (GO): regulation of monoatomic ion transmembrane transport; potassium ion import across plasma membrane
Cellular component (GO): plasma membrane
Molecular function (GO): inward rectifier potassium channel activity
Source: RefSeq, a predicted model, not a curated record